Messenger RNA from Coregonus sp. 'balchen', 997 nucleotides. Lineage: Eukaryota; Metazoa; Chordata; Actinopteri; Salmoniformes; Salmonidae. The record is from the annotation of a GenBank genome assembly.
AUGGAUAGCACCCUUGGUUUUCUUCACUCUGACACCAUGCACCUGCACCUUUUCUCCAUCAAGUAUGCUUAUAAAUCAAGAAAAUAUGUUUAUGUCCCUGUAAGUCCAUCUCUACAUGUCUUGAGUACCUUCUGAACUCUUGGCUAGUGUCUGCUUUCACCAUGCAGUGUAACACAGUGGCCUUUCGACCCCAGAGUCUCAGUAUUACCCUCUGAAUAAUCAGAUUAUAGAGCAGGGGCAGGCGUUAGGGCUCCAGACACCACUCUACCCUGCCCUGCCCUGCCUGGCCAGCCGGCCCACAGGACCCCGUACCAACCGGCCCACAGGACCCCGUACCAACCGGCCCACAGGACCCCGUACCAACCGGCCCACAGGACCCCGUACCAACCGGCCCACAGGACCCCGUACCAACCGGCCCACAGGACCCCCACAGGACCCCGUACCAGCCGGUCCACAGGACCCCGUACCAGCCGGCCCACAGGACUCCGUACCAGCCGGCCCACAGGACCCCGUACCAGCCGGCCCACAGGACUCCGUACCAGCCGGCCCACAGGACCCCGUACCAGCCGGCCCACAGGACCCCGUACCAGCCGGCCCACAGGACUCCGUACCAGCCGGCCCACAGGACCCGUACCAGCCGGCCCACAGGACCCCGUACCAGCCGGCCCACAUGACCCCGUACCAACUGGCCCACAGGAGCCCGUACCAACCUGCCCACAGGACCCUUUACCAACCGGCCCACAGGACCCCGUACCAGCCGGCCCACCGGACUCCGUACCAGCCGGCCCACCGGACCCCGUACCAGCCGGCCCACAGGACUCCGUACCAGCCGGCCCACAGGACCCCGUACCAGCCGGACCACAGGACCCAGUACCAGCCGGCCCACAGGACCCAGUACCAGCCGGCCCACAGGACCCAGUACCAGCCGGCCCACAGGACCCCGUACCAGCCGGCCCACAGGACCCCGUACCAGUGGUGCAGCCCAGCAUCAGUUUAA